GUGAUGGCCAUGAUGCUCUUCCCUGUGCAGCUGCUGGUAGUGGCUGUCACCAUUUACCUAGAGCUGGUGAGGUCUGCUCAAGGCGGGGUCUACUAUGGGAUCAAGCAGCUGCCACCCCAGGUGCCCCAGUAUCAACCCCUCGGACAACAAGUACCUCGCAUGCCGCUGGGCAAAGAAGGCAUCCCGAUGCAGCACAUGGGCAAGGAAGUGCCCCACAUGCAUUACUGGAAAGAGUACCCCUAUCUGCCUCAGUACAUGAAGGAGGUCCCGCAGAUGCCCCUGCUCGGCAAGGACAUGGCUCCCAAGAAAGAGAAAGAAGUGCCCGUGCGCAGUCUUAGGGGCGAGCAAGGUCCCCCCGGUGAGCCGGGACCAAGAGGGCCGCCGGGGCCACCAGGAUUACCAGGUCAUGGUGUGCCAGGAGCCAAAGGAAAACCAGGCCCACAAGGAUAUCCAGGAAUUGGGAAGCCAGGUUUGCCGGGGAUGCCUGGGAAACCGGGGGUCAUGGGACCCCCGGGGCCAAGAGGGGAGAUGGGGCCAAAGGGGGAGGUCGGGCCCAUGGGGAUACCAGGGCCACAAGGACCACCAGGGCCUCAUGGGCUUCCUGGCAUAGGAAAAGCAGGUGCUCCAGGGCUGCAGGGACAGCCAGGGCCGAAGGGUGAGCCUGGGAUGAAGGGGCCCCCGGGAGCCCCUGGGAUCCCAGGGCCAAAAGGGGAGAAGGGCGUCGGCAUCCCGGGUUUGCCGGGACUGAAGGGUCCGCCCGGACUGCCUGGCCCCCCUG
Pterocles gutturalis (yellow-throated sandgrouse) is the source of this 778-nucleotide messenger RNA. RefSeq names its product collagen alpha-1(VIII) chain-like. The record is from RefSeq and is a predicted model, not a curated record. The transcript has 2 exons. The annotation marks the transcript as partial. NCBI's taxonomy places the organism in Eukaryota, Metazoa, Chordata, Aves, Pterocliformes, Pteroclidae.